GGAACCUCUGAAGGAGCAAGUGUCAAGGGGGAGAAGGGCGAGUCUGGAGUCCCAGGAGAAAAAGGAGAGAGAGGAGACCCUGGUCAGCCGGGUGACGAGGGGGCCGGCGGGAUGAAAGGACAAAAAGGUGAUGUUGGCCCUCCUGGUCCUCCUGGUCCUGUGAUGACAGCUCACGGAUUAAGACAGCUCUCUGGAACUGAUGAAAUGAAGGAGAGGGCCCAAAAAGGAGAAAAGGGAGAUCAGGGAGAGAGAGGAGCUCAAGGACCGCAAGGCUUCAAGGGAAACACUGGGCUGCCGGGACUAAAGGGAGAUCAAGGACCAGAGGGGAAACAAGGCCUGCCUGGACCCACUGGACUCCCAGGACUCCCAGGCGAGCUAGGCUCGUCAGGGGAAGCAGGGGUGCCUGGGAGAGAUGGCCUGAAAGGAGAAAAGGGGGACUCUGGUGGAGUGAUGGGGCCACAGGGACCCCCAGGUCCUAAGGGUGAGCCUGGAGAACCUGCAGGUGGAUAUAUGGGUGAUGGGUUGGCUCAAACUAGAGGGUCUCGCGGACCCAAGGGUGAGCGAGGCGUCCCAGGAUUGCCAGGAGAUCACGGUGAAAAAGGUGAACCUGGAGAGAGUGUCAUAGGCCCGCCUGGCCCCAUGGGACGGCCGGGAAAGCCGGGAAUUGAGGGCCCUCGUGGACCCCCAGGUUUAUCUGGUCCUCCUGGAGCUCCAGGGAGAGAGGGCACCCCUGGUAGACCAGGCCCUCCGGGCCCUGCUGGACCCCCAGGUGAACCAACUGCCCUGCCAAUCGUUGGAGACAUGGGUGCUUUACUUAAGAAUGCCUGCAGUGUGUGCCAGACGAGAGUCCCAGGGCUGCCUGGGCAGAAAGGAGAGAAGGGGUCCCCUGGAGCGCAAGGAGUAGAAGGCAUGGUGGGAGAAAAGGGAGAUCCAGGUGUAAGAGGUCCUACGGGUAACCCUGGGAAAGAAGGCCCAAAGGGAGUAAAGGGAGAGAGAGGGUUCCCAGGCCCUGCAGGAGAUAAAGGCGAUGAGGGACCCACAGGAGUACCAGGACUUCCUGGUGUGACUGGUCGUACAGGGGCCGCGGGGCUUAUGGGUAGACCUGGUCCCAUGGGCCAACCAGGAGGAAAAGGAGAAAAAGGAAAUGAAGGACCCCCAGGCAGACCAGGGCUUCCAGGGCCUCCGGGUGUACCCUAUGUGGAGGGCAACGGGAUGAGUAGUCUGUACAAGCUGCAGAGUGGUGGAGCUAUUUUAGGACCCCCUGGAGCUCCUGGUGCUCCGGGUCCCAAAGGAGAUGAAGGACCUGCAGGGGAGCAAGGGGCCAUGGGUUUACCCGGGCUGGAAGGGCUACCUGGUGCCAAGGGCGAUAUUGGUUUUCCUGGUCCAUCCGGGAUAGCAGGUCCUCAAGGGAAGCCCGGCACUCGUGGAGAGCCAGGGAUCCCAGGAGAGCCGGGUGAGAGGGGGCCGCUUGGAGAGACAGGAUUCCCAGGGCCCGAGGGACCCCAAGGUGUUGCUGGCAGACCUGGAAAAGACGGAACUCCUGGAUACAAGGGAGCUACAGGUAGAGCAGGGGACAGAGGAUCCAAAGGAGAACGUGGUGAUGCAGGGAUUCCCGGAGAAAGAGGUGUUCAAGGUGAGAGGGGUCGCCCAGGUGAUCCUGGCCCCGUUGGACCGAUCGGACCACAAGGCCAAAAAGGUGAUCCUGGCCCUCCAGGACAGCUGGACAGUGUAAAUCUCCGGGGUGAUCCCGGCUUCAUGGAGGAACUCAAAACGUUUAUUCGAAAUGAAGUAUUGAGGGUCCUUGAAGAGAAGCUGUCGAGCGCUGCCAUGCUUCAGAAGACACCUGCAGGCAUCUUAGCUUCACAGGUCCAAGGGCCUCCAGGACCUCCUGGCAAGGACGGAUUGCCAGGCCCGCCAGGAGAGCCUGGACCUCCUGGUCUUCAAGCAGAACUACGGUAUCUUAACUUUGGAAAGGGAGGAGUGUGUUACGUGUUGGUGCAGAUCAAGACACUGCAUCGGCCUUUCUCUUUAAGCUUUGGUACCGGGGUCAGAAAGGAGAACGAGGCCAGCUUGGUCUGGGGUUACCGGGAGAUCCAGGAGUCAUGGGGCCACCAGGCCCUCCUGGGAUCACCUCUUCAGGCCCUCCUGGCUCUCCAGGGCCCCGUGGACCUCCUGGGACGUGUGACCCCAGUGACUGCCUCCUUCCAUCCUUAUGAACCCAGCAGAGUGGUUUUGGGCUAG
Molecule: messenger RNA, 2241 nt
Organism: Seriola dumerili (greater amberjack)
Lineage: Eukaryota; Metazoa; Chordata; Actinopteri; Carangiformes; Carangidae
Gene: col19a1
Product: collagen type XIX alpha 1 chain
Exons: 38
Coding region: 112-2241 (709 amino acids)
Source: RefSeq, a predicted model, not a curated record